AUGCUGUCAGCCCGAAAGAUACCCAGGGCAUGCCUGUCAUGUCGUCUGCAGCUCCUGUCGCUUUUUGAGAAUGGCUUCACGAAUUGCGCGCCGCGGACGAGCGCUGCACGAGCACGAUACAGCAGCACACGACUCCCCCAUGGGCCCCGUAACCUUCAAUAUCGACCCAAUGCCGCUGCGUUCAGAACAUUCUCUACCACGAGCUUACGGGGAGAGGAGGGAGUGAGGGAGGACCUGCCAGAACAGUCUGGUAUGGGAGCAGUCGGGAUCGAGGCAGUGGUACGGCAGGCGAGACAGACGUUUGGAGAGACGCUUCCCAAGGACUAUCUAUCGACCGAGGAAUACGUGCUAUACGAGCGUCUAUACGGGCCACCGUUGCGGGAAACCCGGCCCGAGGAUCUGGAAUACCUGUACGGGAGUGAGGAGGGGUUUGAUCCGGAGAGGGCGCGCAAUGUGCUGUUGAGGCAGAAUGACUUGGGGGGGUAUGAAGAGGUGGAUUUUGAUCCGGGACUGGGCUAUCCUGCGAGGGAUGAGAAUACGGUCACGACGGAGCAGGAGAUUUCAGCUGCUGAAAUGGAGGAGGCGCAAUUGGGAAGUGGAGAGGGGUAUUCUGAGGAGGAGAUGCUUCGUGCUCUGACGACUCAGACAUUGUUGGAAGACGGAUUCACUGAGGAGCAGGUGGCAGAAAUGCUAGAGAGCAGUCAGGCUGAGUUGGAAGGAGGCGUAUUGGAGGAUUUCACGUCUGCACCGGAAGAGGAAGCUGUGGCUAUCCAGCCAGAAGCUCAGGGAAAUGCUGUCAGAGUCCAGGGUAGGAACCAGCGGGAGGUUGACGCGAUUGCACGACUACAGCUGGAUAUGGAUGCCGCACUAGCUCAGCCUAUUGAGGAAGAAGAGGAAGAGGUGGUCGAGGAAGAGUACGAAGAAGAGGAGGAGGAGGAGGAGGAGAUUGAAGAGGAAGAAGAAGAGGAAGAUGGUGCCUGGAUCAGCUCCGAUUCUGUUCGAACACACCCCCGUACCUUGAUUGGCCGAUCAGGUACGAAACCAACAACGGUUUCUCUGCCAAAGGAGACAUUCAUUGCCCCCAUCACCGAAAUACUGGGACGCACAAGUAUAAAACAUGUUGCUGAAUCAGCCGAGAAGGUAUUUGGAGGCAAGGGUUUACCGUAUUCAUCGUCCGUGCCGGCUUCAAAAAAGUUUCUGCCACAAAAACACAUUGGCCUGGAUGCUGCGCAGCAGAAGAUGAGCGAGAUCGAAGCAGAUGCAUACCUAGGCGCGGUCAUGCCCGGGACAUAUGCCGCUGUCAUGAACACGCUGGUAGAGGUACGAAAGCGUCUGGGUCGCCAGUGGGUCCGGGAUCUGAUGUUUAGGGAGGGCGGUGAAGGGCCGAAGAUUUUGGAUGCUGGUGGUGCUGGAGCCGGCGCUAUCGCGUGGCGAGAGAUUCUACAAGCCGAGUGGGAUGUGAUGAAGGACGAAGGCAUUGUUGAGGGCGAACAAGCCCCUUAUGGUAAGACCUCUGUCCUGACCGGCUCUUCCGCCUUAAGGACUCGAAUUACAAAACUCCUGGACAACACGAUCUUCCUCCCUCGGCUGCCAGACUACGUACACUCUCCGUCGACAGCACUGCAUCUGGACCGCAACGUCAACCAGCCUAGGAAGACUUACGACAUUAUCAUCGCACCUCAUACCCUGUUCCCUUUGAAGGAAGACUUCCGACGCAAGAACAUGGUCCACAACCUUUGGUCUCUCCUCGAUCCCAACGGAGGAGUGCUCAUCCUCAUUGAGAAGGGCUUGCCUCGUGGAUUUGAAGCAAUCGCAGGCGCGAGAAAUCUUCUCCUUCAAUCCCACAUCUCGUCCCCGGGCGAGACAGAAAUUGAGAACGAAAUCCAGUCGCCUGAGUCCGAGCACGCACGCUUCUUGCAGAAGGAAGAAGGCAUGAUCAUUGCCCCAUGCACGAACCACCAGAAGUGCCCCAUGUACCCCAUCCCCGGACUCAGCGUCGGACGAAAAGAUUUCUGCCAUUUCCCCCAACGAUUUAUUCGCCCAGCUUUCCUCCAAAGUAUCCUGGGAGCCAAGGUUCGCAACCACGAAGACUCCAAAUUCAGUUAUAUUGCGGUGCGCCGAGGAAACGACGCACGCAAAUCGUCGCCAAGUGCUGCACAGGGCGAGGAGGCGACCGUUAAAGCGUUUGCCGGAUACGAGGAUCUCGAAGCCGAAUCUGAAUCCGACGGCCACGGCCAUGCAGUCCUAAGCGAGUUCGAUCCCCUGAAGCUCCCCCGCAUCAUCCUGCCCAGUCUCAAGCGCCGGGGUCACGUGACCCUGGACCUGUGCACGCCGUCUGGAAAGCUCGAACGCUGGACCGUGCCGAAGAGCUUCAGUCGAACAGCUUAUCGCGAUGCGCGGAAAUCCAGCUGGGGAGAUCUGUGGGCCCUGGGAGCCAAGACGAGGACCUUCAGAACCCCUCGGCUGGGACGGUUGGGCGAGGAUGGGAAGAACGGGAAGUUGAAGGGGAUUCGAGAUGGCAAGAUGGGUAAGGGAGGGAAGAAGAUGCGGAAGAACAAGUUUGACAUCAUUAUGGGCAAGGGGGGGUUUGAGGGGAUCGAGGAGGACAGAGGGACGAGCAAGUUCGUCAAGCGGGGGAAGAGGACGAAGGGUGGCAGAGUGUGGAAGGCGCCGACGCCGAUUGGGGAGAAGGACUUGUAA
Messenger RNA from Drepanopeziza brunnea f. sp. 'multigermtubi' MB_m1, 2700 nucleotides. RefSeq lists its product as uncharacterized. Gene Ontology annotation, cellular component: mitochondrial small ribosomal subunit. Gene Ontology annotation, biological process: translation. Gene Ontology annotation, molecular function: methyltransferase activity; structural constituent of ribosome. The record is from RefSeq and is a predicted model, not a curated record. Lineage: Eukaryota; Fungi; Ascomycota; Leotiomycetes; Helotiales; Drepanopezizaceae.